AUGAAGCGCAACUUGCAGUACGGUGCGCCUGGAGCACAACCUCCCGCUGCUUCACCGACAGCAUAUGGGCAGCCUCCACCUCCAGCUGGUCCUGCUCCGCCGCUACCUGCUUCUGGCCCGUCCCAAGCUGCUUACGCCAAUUAUGGAUAUGGAUCUGUUGCGCCGCCUCGUACUGCUGCUGCUCCAUUGAAUAGUGCUGUGGCAGCAAAUUCACAGCAGUAUCAAUGGAACCAGCCGUGGCAACAGCCGCAGCCGCAGCAGCCCUAUCCGCAGCCGCAGCCCAACCCCAUCGGCGCGCCUGGUUCAGGCCAUUUUGCCGCUCCUCGGCCCCCGCCGCAGUCUGGUCCUUAUCGCGUUCCUACUGGAAGCAAUGCUGGUUCCCCGCCUCUUCAUCAGGCCGCUGCCUAUAAUCUGCAUCAGUCGACACGACCUGCACCGUAUCCUUAUCAAGCUCAGUCCCCUUCGCACCAUCAGCAGUCGCCGGUUCCUUCCGCUUACGGCUACGUCCCUCCUAUGUCCCAGCAUCAGAAUUCCGCUCCGAUGAACGUACAGAAUGAUGCUCAGAACUGGCCGGGCGCUUACGUCCCAGGCAGUCAGGCAGGUCCGCCGAACAAGAAGCCUCGUCACCAACCUCCCGCUGCGCCUGGUCCACAGGCUCCGUCGCCAUAUGGCCCACCCGGCGCCGCGCCUAUGGCGCCAGUAGGUGGCUAUCCAGCUCAACAGCCAUACGCGUGGCAAGCGCCCAGCGUAGCGUCGGCGCCUCACAUGAACCCGCAUCCCGUUCCAGGCCCUCCCGUUCUACAUAACCGCGCGCCGUCUGGCGGCGGUAUGCAUGCAAACGCUUCAGGCACAGGCGGCGUCGGAGCUCCAGGUCGUGGCAUGAACCGAAACGGUGCUCAGAACCGUAGCAACGCGUCUCAGGGCGCGUCGGGACAGCGCUCUGGCCUUCCCGCCAACCCGGCUGCCUCUGUGAACGCUGCAAGCGCUCCCAACGGUCAAGUUCGCGCCUGGGGCUCGAAAACGGCCGUAGCUUCCGGGACUGGCUCUUCUAUCCAGGCAGGACGUCGAGUCUCCUCGGCGAGCUCUGCACGCAGCGACAAAAAUGCUGGGACCGGCUCGGCAAAGAGGCAGAACGCAGCACCGCAGAAGAUGGUGCCUCCCGACGCCCCGCGCGGCCCGAACAAUGCCAGAAACAAAGCUGCAGCCGCCUCCUCCUCGGACGCAUCCGCAGCCAGCACCUUAUCCAAUAAAAGCUCGGUCUUGGUGCAGGGAAGUGCUGGCUCUCGCUCUGCAAUGCACGACACAGCCGCUGGAGACGUCGCCGCUGCGGAUGUGGCGUCUGCCAAGGACAACGGCGUCGGUCCGAAGAGGGCUCACACUGAUUUUCGCAUCCUUGGUCUCGAGAUCAAGCAGCUCGACUGGUCCUGGUUCGCCCCCGAGGCCCUCGCCAAAGACGCUGUCGAUUCGAGUCUCGACCAGGACUCGAAAGCGGGCGUGGAUGGACAAAAAUGCCCAGUCGCUCCUGCUUCCGACGGAUCGACUGUUGUCACCGGCAACGACGCUGUCGACGGCUCCGUACAGGCUGAGCAAAGCGUCCAAGAGGAAGAGGCUCAUGAUCAUGUCGACGACGAGAACGCUGCACCUGAUGAGAGGUCCCAUGCUCAAGACGAGGAGGCAAACAGUGAGAUUCGAGACGUCGCCGAAGAGAACUCUGAUGAUGAAGACGAAGACGAAGAUGCCGAGGGUGACGAUGACGAUGACGAUGGCGACGACGGCCAAGGCGAUGCUGAAGCGGAUGACGACGAACAUGCUCAGAGUCACAUCGAUGCGGAUGCUGACGCUAACGCUGAAGGAGACACAACAAUGUCCCUUGCUGACACCGACGCGGCGGCUUCCGAGCCACAGCAAUCGAUGGCGCCGACAUCGGAUCCCAGCAGCGAAUUGGUCAAGGCUUCUGAGAAGCUUCCGACGCAGUCCAGUAAAAUGUCGAAAGCCAGUCGAGCCAAGGUUAUUUCCAAUCUUCGCGACUCGACCAAACUCCGUCUCUGCUUUGCUGCCAUGUCCAAUCCAGGACCGGAAGGCGCUCCCACCGGACCGAAAGCCUCCUUGACGCAGGAACCAGAGGUCAAAGUCGAGGAUGCGACUCGGAAUGAGGUACCUGUGGAUCAGGCCCAGCAGAGACCCGAUGCUCCUGAUAAAGUGAAAGAGGAAGGUCGGCAAAACCUUCCAGGGGAGAGCGGCUCUGCCGAAGAUGUGGAAUUGAAGGGCAAAGCGGAGGACGUCACGAUCCCAGAUGCGGACGAAGGAGUGCAUUUAACGAGCUCUGGCGAACCCCAAGCUGGCCAGCAGCUCAAGAACCUGGAUCAGAACGAUUCUGCCAAGUCUGUGGACCUUGCUCCAGCGAAUAAGGAUGCAGGGGUAGAGUCGGAGUUGGACUCGGCUGUAGCAUCAACGGGAGUCCAGGAGGAGGGUACGGGGACGCACAAUGUCUCGACCAGCCAGGCUGCCGUCGAUACAACGGCGUCUUCCACCACAUUGAACGGCAAACACGCUCGAGUCAACACGAGCCCUCAGGCCAAAGGCCCACCUCAGCUGUCCUCGAAUCGUAUCUUUCUGUCGUUCGCUGCCAACAGGAAACGCCUUGCCAUCGACGCCGAAGCCAUCAAAUCUGUCAAGAUCCAUCGUUCCGAGCACUGGAUCGAGAUCCGAAUCGAUGUUGCGCGCCAGGCCGACCAGUCUGCACGCAAAAAGGGCGAAGACUUUUUUGCAUGCAGGGGCACAUUGCUGGAAAGGCGAGGCAAAGGGCAAAAGAAUUACGCGGCACUGACACGCAGCGAUAUCGAAGCCGCUUGGAACGCUUUCGAGGCCGCCAACACAGACCAUACCAGAGAGAACGAGGCAUCGCAGGACGAGCACCUCGAGCUUCCUCCCUUUUUCCGUCUCGACGGGUCCAGUUCUGAAGUGGUUCUGCAGGUGCAUCUGGAUCCUUCGGCUCCGCUUCCCGAACCGGCAUGGCUUCGAAAGAACGACGUCGACGAUCUUCUGGCCAGCCUCCAACGUGGCAGCACUGCUGUUGCUCAGAAAUUCGAUGCUUCUGCGUCAGCGGCAACGGUGCAGCACGUUUGGGCCGGCAAGAUCGAAGUGAUGGAUCCAGAUCCGCCUCCGUCCAUGUCGACGUUCCUCUACGAGUGGGUGAAGGAGUCGUUCAUCGGAAGUCAGAGGGAGAGACGCAAAUUUGUCGAUGAGCUUCUCGGUAGGAAGAAGAGGGAGCGAGGCGCAGAGGAAACAGCGAAAGUCAAAGUAGAGGGGGACGGAGAGGCGGAUCUGAGCAAGACACCGACCAAGACCGAAGACGCAGCGGAGCAGGCUAAGGAAGAAACGGAAGGUCAACGCGAUGCACGAGUUGCUCGAGCGUUCGUCGAGAUCGUCCUGCGACUGAUCAAGGGCGAGCGCAUAUCUGCACCCUCGACCGGCACGUCUUCCUCCACCGAUGCGAGCAGCCACUUCAGUCGCGCCCUCAGCUCGGCCUCGUACACUUCGAGCACUACCCAUCCCGGCCUGUUCAUGCUCGGUCUGCUGGAUCUCUGCCUACCCGCUGAUGUUUCUGCCGACGCGGCGAAUAAAGUCAGAGCCAAAGUGGAUGAGAUGCUCAUGGAGAUGCCCCGAGCCACACUGGUCAAAGCGGUGGAUUUGACCUGGAAGGAUGUUGUAGAGAGCGGGAGGAAGGGUGGCGCUGCGACUGCCGUUGCUGCGGCCUCGCAAAGUGCAAGUGCAAAUGUCAAGACGGCGGGUCGUAACCGUGGCCAUCAGCAUGGCGGUCGACAUCAGCACCAGCGUCAGCGUCAGCAUGGCGGAGGGGGAAGCGGCGGUGGCGGUGGUCGACCGGGCAAACGUAAGCGUGGGUAA
Molecule: messenger RNA, 3906 nt
Organism: Pseudozyma hubeiensis SY62
Lineage: Eukaryota; Fungi; Basidiomycota; Ustilaginomycetes; Ustilaginales; Ustilaginaceae
Exons: 1
Coding region: 1-3906 (1301 amino acids)
Source: RefSeq, a predicted model, not a curated record